UCAGUUGACUCUUCUUGCGUGACGUAUAAUGGACUGGACGGGACGCUUCUUCAGGAACAACAAGGCGCCAACUCUUCCAACCACGUCGGUAGCUUGCUAGCCAACAUAAAAGUGAAAGAUUGACGCUUUAGACCAUCUUAAUGUACAUUAUCUAAUCUCAGUGUUUUAAACACAGUUCUGUUGACGUAUUAACUGGUUAACUGUAACCUAAUUUGCAAACUUGUUAAAGAUUGAUGCUGCGCCUAGCACUAGGCUAUUCGCUAAUGCUAACUAGCUAGCUAACAUCCCUGACCAUGAGUUCAUUAAAGUACUCAUCCCCUGCUAUAGAAGAGGAGGUCUGUUGUUUGGAGAAAGAAGUUCUGGCGCUGAACAUUGAAGAAGAGGAUGAGGUUAUAGUGAAAGAAGAGAAAGAAGCUUUUAGAAUGAAAAAGGAGGAAGAGGAGACUGUUAUAGGGAAGGAAGAAGAUGCUGUUAUAGUGAAAGAACAUUUCAGAAUGAAAAAGGAGGAAGAUGAGACUGUUAUAGUGAAGGAAGAAGAUGCUGUUAUAGUGAAAGAACAUUUCAGAAUGAAAAAGGAGGAAGAGGAGGCUGUUAUAGUGAUAGAAGAGAAAGAACCGUUUAGAGAGGAAGAGGAUGCUAUCUCAAUAAAAGUGAAGAAGGAAGACGUUUUUGGAGUGAAAGAGGAGACAGAAUAUCAGAUUAACACCAGAGAGAGACAUGACUAUGGUGGAUCCUCUGGGGAGCUUCAACAACAUCCUGAUGCUGACAAGGCAGAGAAGAGUCUCUCCAGAUCAGAACACCAGAUGGACAACACUAGCCCUUCCUCCCUCCCGGAGUCCCUGUAUCGUGCCUCUCCCGGUAGCACCUUACUGGUGGGUAUGAAGAGGUUGUCUGUGCUGCUGGUGGACUGCAGGAAAACAACGGGGCUGAGUGGAACUGUGGGAGGAGGAGAAGAGAAGAAAGGAUCAGAUUUGACACAUCAAAGAGAAAGGCCAGACUCGGAGGAACCAGAGCCAGGGACGUCCAAACUAGCAAGGCGACACCACUGCUCCCACUGUGGAAAGAGUUUUCACCAGAAAGGACACCUGAAAGCUCAUGAGAGAAUACACACAGGGGAGAAGCCUUACCACUGCUCCCAGUGUGGAAAGAGUUUCAGCCAGUCGGGGGGGCUGAAACUACAUGAGAGAAUCCACACAGGGGAGAAGCCCCACCACUGCUCCCAAUGUGGAAAGUGUUUCAACAAGAGAGUAAACCUGAAAACACAUGAGAGAAUACACACAGGAGAGAAGCCUUACCACUGCUCCCAAUGUGGAAAGUGUUUCAACCAGUGGGGGGACCUGAAACUACACGAGAGAAUACACACAGGAGAGAAGCCUUACCACUGCUCCCAAUGUGGAAAGUGUUUCAACCAGAGAGGAAACCUGAAACAACAUGAGAGAAUACACACAGGGGAGAAGCCUUACCACUGCUCCCAAUGUGGAAAGUGUUUCAACCAGUCGGGGGAGCUGAAACUACAUGAGAGAAUCCACACGGGGGAGAAGCCUUACCACUGCUCCCAAUGUGGAAAGUGUUUUAACCAGAGAAGACACCUGAAGCGGCAUGAGAGAAUACACACAGGAGAGAAGCCUUACCACUGCUCCCAAUGUGGAAAGUGUUUCAACCAGAGAGUAAACCUGAAACAACAUGAGAGAAUACACACAGGAGAGAAGCCUUACUACUCCUCCCAGGGUGCAAAGCUUUUGCCCAUUUAGAAAGCCUGAAAGAACACAUUAGACUACACACAGAGGAGAAGACUUAGAAAAGCUCAGACUGUGGGAAAACAUAUUACUCAUAACAGUGAUUUAAACGUCAUUAGACAAUCCACACAGGAGAGAGAAAUUACUUCUCUUAGCGUGUAUGUUGAUAUUUCACAUCACAUUGACUUAAAAUUCUUCAGAGAACAUACACAGUGCUCCCGUUGUCUUAUAUUGUUGACUGGCAAUGUGUUUACCUGUCUUUACCAUAUGAAAUUAAAUGGUACAGGGUAUACUCAAACAUAUAUUUGUUUGUUUUUAUUAGAAAACAUGAAUUGAAUAUGGAGUAUGUCAGUUUGAAUAUAAAGGAGAUCAGGUUCCUUCUUUUAAACUGUCCUUUUUUUAAACUCUUUGUGUGUGUUUAUCUGGGUGUGUCAUUCCUCCAGCACUACAGAUAAUCAAGUGAUAUUUGGAUGUGAUGCAUUUGUUCCAUUGUUGACAUUUGCAUUGUUGGCCCACUGAUGAUUUAAUGAAAUGAAAAUGUUCAGACUCUGUAAUGGAAAAUGUUAAUUGUUUGUGUGUCCACAUAACUGAGUAUGUGACUAACCUUGUGAAACUGUCCUAUUAUAAGCUCCUGUUUUUGGGACUAUCAUCCUGUGUUGCAAACCAAUUUGCACCUGUGUCCUUGUAUGAAUAAAGUCCCGCCCAGGAACAGGAAACUAUAAAGAUAUGUGCUCAUCACUCAAUGCUUCAGGAAUUCAGACUGUCUCCACUGCACUGUGUAACUCUGUUAUUCUCUCUGAGCUCAGAAAUAAAGAAUCUUGGUUUGA
Oncorhynchus nerka (sockeye salmon) is the source of this 2563-nucleotide messenger RNA. Its product is annotated as zinc finger protein 260-like. The coding region runs from base 294 to 1751 and encodes 485 amino acids. Lineage: Eukaryota; Metazoa; Chordata; Actinopteri; Salmoniformes; Salmonidae. The transcript has 4 exons. The record is from RefSeq and is a predicted model, not a curated record.